Molecule: messenger RNA, 1795 nt
Organism: Acanthaster planci (crown-of-thorns starfish)
Lineage: Eukaryota; Metazoa; Echinodermata; Asteroidea; Valvatida; Acanthasteridae
Molecular function (GO): protein binding
Source: RefSeq, a predicted model, not a curated record
UACCACCCAGUCGCCAUUUUGGUCUGCACGUUCAGCGUAGUCAUGCCCCCAUAUGCCCCAUCUGGACCAUACUCUAUAGUUUGCUGCUUUGGUUUAUUGAUUGUAGGAUGUCUUUCCUUAAAUGACCAAGAAUUUGACGACAAAGGUGAUGACGAGUCUCAGUGGGAGUGCAUGCUUGGCCCGGAGGACGAAGGAAGGGCAACAUUUUACAUUGGUGGUGAAGAACAUAAAGUUUGCAGAAGAGGCCAAUUCUUCAAUUUUACCUCUGAUCCAGACGCUCCGGAAAGGGACAGAUGCACCGCUUGUCCACUACAUACCCACUACAUGGACCACAAAAACCAUUGCCUCAAAUGUAGAAGAUGCCGGCCGAACUGCAGUGAAAACGAAAGAGAGGUCCUGUCGUGUACCCGAACUCGUAACAGAAUAUGUAAACCUAGAACAAGUACACCGCGCAUCCCAUCUACUGAGACCACGACGCUCAAAGCUACAUCGGGGGCUGGAAUUAACUCAAAGGGUCACGAGACUUCCUCAACCUCUUCAAAUUCCACCAACCAGCUCUGUCCGACCUGUACAACCAACUCAAUCAAUUUGUCUGAAACUGGAGUCCGUCUGACAGAGUGGCUACCUUACGUUAUUGCUUUGUUGAUUGUGUGCGUCCUUCUUGUAGCAGCGGUGCUUUAUUUGAUGAGAGAUCGUGUGGAUUUGACACGCAGGAUCGGACGCAUGGAGCAAAUAAACAGGGGCAAUUUUGACGCCGUGCCACAAGAUCCUGAAAAUCAACGGCCAUUCUUCGCUGGCAGGGAAAUAAAUGAUGAGGAUGAGCGGGUUUGAGCAACGUUAUCCAGGGAUAUCACAGGACCUUCAAGUUAUCCAGAGUUGUGCGCACCCGGUUUGAUCACUCUCAUUAUUUUUCGUUUUCCUUUUUCUUUUUCUUUGUUUUUUUGUAGGGGGGAGGUGAAAUCUCAGUUCUCUCCUGCUUAUUUAAUCAUUUAAAUAAAAAACGGUCUAAAAGAUGAGAAAAAUAUGGCUCACUCAUAAGUUGGGGUUCUGCCUUCAGUCGGGUGCCCCCUCUUUGGAUAAUUACUGUAUCCGCCACUGAGUUAUAAGGGCACAAAGAGAACUGUUAAGACGAUUGACUCUGUCGUCCUUCCGUGUAACAUUCGGCAUUCUCAUUUCUCUCCAAAAACGCAUGUACAGUGUCAUGUGAUUUAUGGAGCAGUUUAUUCACGAGGGACACUUACAACAGGCUUCAAAUUAUGUCACGGUUUGCAUGCCGACCAGACAAAAUAAGUUAAAGUUGCAGUGAUUAUCAGCCAGUGCAUUGCUUCAGGUGUGCGGUUCUCAUAUGGUAUUUUAAUAUAGUAUAUUGGUAUAAAAACAUUAGUACCUGUGCAAAAUUACUUAAAAGAUAUUUUUAUAUUAUCAAAAAUAUUUACAGUGCUUUACUCGUGUACUUCACAUUUUUUUGGAUACUACAUAUAACAGAAUGCAAUUGUAAGGUUCAUUAUUUAUAAACUUUAGCAAAAAAAUCAGGAUUCGUUUCUGUAAAUUCACUUUUGCAAAUGGUGUGUGCUUUUCAAAUUAAGAUGGGGAGUAUAUAAAUAGUUUACGUUGAAAAAGCAAGAGUCUAAAUCAAACAAAGAAAAACAAACACGAGUAAGAACUAUCACAAAAUAUUACUUAACGAUCAAAGUAAAUUCGUCUCCAAGUAAAUUCUUUCGUUGAAAAUGUAUUUUCUAGACACUUCCAGCUUGCAGUAUACAGCGAUGAUUAAAGUUAUACAAAUCACCUCCAA